CAUCAUUUAGCAUAAUUAAACACUUGAACUCCAUAAACAUAUAGAAAAACAAUGCAAACAAAUUAGAUAAAAGAAGUCACAUAUAGUGGAAGCUUCAAGCUUUUGAUGUCAUGGCCUUGAACUUCUUCUCCGCUUCUCUUCACCCAAUUUCAAACCCAUCUUCUUCCUCUCGAUCCAAACUGAGACAUCAUCUCCUUCCGCAACUCUCUUCUCCUUCAGCAACACGCGUCCGUUCUGAGCGGAGCGAAAUCGGCGUCACUGCCAGCAACAACAACAACGAUUCUUCUUCUUCUUCUUCUUUCUCCGGUUCUUCUUCUUCUUCGUCAUCAGUACGCACACAACUAGAUCUCCUUGAACAGCUAACUUCAACAAGUGAUGGGUACUUGAGUGAUGGUGGUGGCUCGAAAGGAAUCACAAUUCGUGACCAAUUGGCUGGACUUGUUGGUGACAGAGACGACGAUUUCACCAUUCCCUUAGGCAAGAACUUAAAGAAAGUGAGUCCUAAAUUCUUAACCAUUUCUCAGAAAAGGAACAUUAAGAGACAAAGCUACCUUAAUGAGGUCUCUCAGAGGAAUGAUUCUGUUUUCUUUGCUACUAUUGGCGCCUUUGUAAUCCUUCCGCCUUUGGUCAUUCUAGCUAUUGCUAUCUUAACUGGCUAUGUUCAACUCUUCCCUUAAGUAUGAAUUUAUAUACAAUUGCAUAUAGCAGAAGGAGUUGCUUGUAAUCAGAAAUCAGAUUGUCCAAUGAUAAAUAUAGGUUGAUCUUUUCUUUGAAAUCUUGGUACAAUGUGUUACUUGUUGUUUGAAUAGGAUUACACUAAAGAAUAAAAGAAAAUAGGUUCU
This is a messenger RNA of Arabidopsis arenosa, 842 nucleotides long. The record is from the annotation of a GenBank genome assembly. Lineage: Eukaryota; Viridiplantae; Streptophyta; Magnoliopsida; Brassicales; Brassicaceae.